GAGGAUGAUAGAUUGCUGUAUCUGCUUGCGACAGGAGCGUCCACGGCGGCAGUUGCUUCAUCCACUACCUUGGCCACGCAGUCCAGCUGACGUUGACCUACUGGAAGCUUGCUGCCGCCUUCUACAACCGGAGCAUCGAGUUUUCUGGACAGUGACGACACGUAAUCUUUAAACCCUACCACAUCGUCUGUGCAUAUGUAUUGUAUGCUAGCUUCCCGCGAAUGGUGCUGAUAAACACGAUGACUCCUGCCAAAUCAUUUGGGCGGUGACGAGAGUUGACUUUCUCAAACCAGUGCAACCCACAAUGCCAAAGAUUUUCGCGAGGUUUUAUUUCAGCGGCAAAUCCGACUCUUACAUCGCACCCAUGGAGUGCCCUGAACGCAAUCUCGCCUGCUGAGGGCCAGAACUGUUUAGGGAAUCAUCUCGAGUGGCAGCAAAAACCACAGCCGAGUGGCUUUGUACAAGAUCGACUUCAUUGUCGACAGGAGCCUUUACUCUCUCGGCCGAAACUCGACUGGUAAUAACGGAGCAGGGCAGUCUAAAUGAUACCUAGGACUGUAUAGAGUGCUGAUGUUGAACAGAAGAGACAGGACGGCGCUUGAGAAGUGCCCCUCUGCCUGGUGUAGCAAGUAUUUAAGAUGGCCUCCUUGUACUCAAAUACGCAUGGAUUUCUCCGUUUUCAUCCGGGUUUUAAGAUGAGUAGUCUUUGCAAUACGCCUAUGGCCAACUCUCCUCCUCGUGUAGAGCACAUGGAGCAUAUUCCAAAAUGUUCCCGCAACCGUCGUAAACCAGCACGUUGAGAUGCUGCACGCAAAAGUAGCGUGUGCGGUCUUUGUUCUGAAUAACAUUGCCGUCCUGGAUACAUACUUGUAUGCAAAACGACGUCGUAUUGUCCGCGGAGAACUGUUAGUUAUUUUCAUGCACAGAUUUGCAGCUGGUAGAAGACACUGAUAUCUACUCCGGACAUGCAAGACAUUUAAUGCCAUAAUCCAUCGGUCACGGGCUUCGGACAAGGUGAUGAGUCAACUGUCGUGUGCGAACCUUCUUGAACAAUUCCUUUCAAUUCUCAGUCGCUACCUAUAGAACAUGGCAGUCGACGCAAGCAAAAAGCUGUCCGCAGAAGAAUACGAUAAGCUCAGUGAAGCUGAUCGGGAGGCGUAUGACAAGGCAAGAAAAGAAAAGGAAGAUGCAGAACAAGCAAGUCUUCCAUACACUUGGAAGCAGACCCUGCAGGAGGUCGACAUUACUGUACAGGUACCAAAGGGCAUCAAGGGGCGAGAACUCAACGUGCUCAUCCAGAAGCGACGACUGAAAGCGGGUUUGAAGGGCCAGGAUCCUAUCCUGGAGGGAGAAUUAUGUAAUGACAUCAAAGUAGACGAUAGCACAUGGACUUUGGAUAAUGGUGAACUCUUGAUACAUCUGGAGAAAGUAAAUCAGAUGGAAUGGUGGAAGAACGUGUUAACACACCACCCGGAGAUCGAUACGACCAAGAUCCAGCCGGAGAAUUCUAAAUUGUCGGAUUUAGAUGGAGAGACCAGGGCAAUGGUGGAAAAGAUGAUGUUUGAUCAGCAGCAGAAGCAAAUGGGAAAGCCAACCAGCGAUGAAAGAAAAAAAGCGGAGAUGCUAAAGAAAUUCCAGGAACAACAUCCCGAAAUGGACUUUAGCAAUGCAAAGUUCAGCUGAUCGUCGGGCGCAAUACUGGGAUCCAUUGUAUAUGAAUCUUCCUGGAAAUUGUAAAGCAAGUGAAACGAAUUUGAAAACCACAUGGUUUGCCCCGAGAGCAAAACUCUUACGAAAACAUCGUCGAUGUGCAAGGGAUGAAUAUUCAAUACUAACGAAAGAUCUAAAAUGCAUAAAUUACAAAAGACUACAUAGUUGCCUAUUUACAAGAAAUCGCGCUUCUUCGCGGUGCGUUGAUAUGGUCUAAACACCCAUUCGGUGUCUGCCUCCGUGAUAUCCACUGUUCCCAGCUUGAUUUCGUAUACUAAACAUGAUGCAUCCAGUUAGCUUCAUUGCUUUCAUGAUGGGUACAGAAGUAUACGUACAUCGCAUCUCAAAA
Messenger RNA from Spizellomyces punctatus DAOM BR117, 2059 nucleotides. RefSeq lists its product as uncharacterized. Gene Ontology annotation, biological process: protein folding. Lineage: Eukaryota; Fungi; Chytridiomycota; Chytridiomycetes; Spizellomycetales; Spizellomycetaceae. The transcript is spliced from 8 exons. The record is from RefSeq and is a predicted model, not a curated record. Gene Ontology annotation, cellular component: cytoplasm. The coding region runs from base 1087 to 1683 and encodes 198 amino acids.